Molecule: messenger RNA, 3631 nt
Organism: Doryrhamphus excisus (bluestripe pipefish)
Lineage: Eukaryota; Metazoa; Chordata; Actinopteri; Syngnathiformes; Syngnathidae
Product: nardilysin-like
Biological process (GO): proteolysis
Molecular function (GO): metalloendopeptidase activity; metal ion binding
Source: RefSeq, a predicted model, not a curated record
CACGGUGACAAAGUACCCAGGAUGCCCCAGACAAGCAAGUCCAGAAACGCCCCGACAUCGGACUCUCCACGUUCAGCAAGGAAUCCAGACCCAGAGGAGUGCCGAGAUGUGGGGGAGACUGGACGAGGAGGAGGUGGGGCUGAGGACAACCAAGGAGACAGUGAGAUCAUUAAAUCUCCAAGUGAUACCAAACAAUACAGGUACAUUGUGCUGAACAACGGCCUCCGAGCUCUCCUCAUCUCAGACUACAGCACCCUAGCGGCAUUGGAGGAGGAGGAGGAGGAGGAGGAGGAAGAAGAGGAGGAGGAGGAUAACGAGGAAGAGGAGGAAAAAGAUGACUCUGGCGACGAAAUGGAGGAGUCAGAUGAGGGCAGCGACGAUGAGGACGAUGACGGAGAGGGGAAGAAGAGGAAAGGGCGUGCCGACAAGCAGUCUGCAGCAGCACUGUGUGUCGGAGUGGGCAGCUUUAGCGACCCCGGCGACCUCCCCGGCCUUGCCCACUUUCUGGAACACAUGGUGUUCAUGGGCAGCAAGAAAUACCCCUUGGAAAACGGCUUUGAUGCCUUCCUCAAGAAGCAUGGCGGGAGCGACAACGCCUCCACCGACUGCGAGAGGACCGUCUUCCAGUUUGACGUCCAGAGGAAAAGCUUCAAAGAGGCGCUCGACAGGUGGGCUCAGUUCUUCAUCUGUCCUCUGAUGAUCCGCGACGCCAUCGACAGGGAGGUGGAAGCUGUUGACAGUGAGUACCAGCUGGCUAAGCCGUCAGACUCCCACAGGAAGGAGAGGCUGUUUGGCAGUCUGGCCAAAGCCGGACACCCCAUGGGCAAGUUCUGCUGGGGGAACGCGCAGACUCUGAAGGAGGAACCCAAGAGGAAGAAGAUCAGCGUUUACAAGCGGCUGCGAGCCUUCUGGAAGAAACACUACUCUGCCCAUUACAUGACCCUGGCUGUGCAGUCUAAAGAGAAACUGGACACGCUGGAAGAAUGGGUUCGAGAGAUCUUCAGCAAGGUGCCCAACAAUGGCCUUCCCAAGCCAGACUUCUCCGACCUACUAGAUCCCUUCGACACCCCGGCCUUCAACAAGCUGUACCGAGUCGUCCCCGUGCGGAAAGUUCAUGCUUUGAAUAUCACCUGGGCACUCCCCCCUCAAGAGAAGCACUACAGAGUGAAGCCUCUUCACUACAUGUCUUGGCUGAUUGGCCACGAAGGCAGAGGAAGCAUCCUUUCUGUGCUCAGGAGGAAGUGCUGGGCUCUUGCUCUGUUUGGCGGCAACAGCGAAACCGGCUUUGACCAGAACAGCACUUACUCCAUCUUUUCCAUCUCCAUCACCCUCACCGACGAAGGUUUCCAGAACUUCUACCAGGUGACGCACCUGGUGUUCCAGUACCUUGCCAUGCUCCAGAAGCUUGGACCUCAGCAAAGGAUAUAUGAAGAGAUUCAGAAGAUUGAGGCCAAUGAGUUCCACUAUCAGGAGGAGAGUGACCCUAUAGAGUAUGUGGAGAACAUCUGUGAGAACAUGCAGCUGUUCCCUAAAGAGGACUUCCUGACAGGAGACCAGCUGAUGUUUGAGUUCAAUACAGAGGUGAUUGGUGCGCCUCUGUCCCUGCUCACCCCAGAGAAAGCCAACCUGAUGCUGUUGUCACCAGAACACGAGGGCCGAUGUCCCCUCAGGGAGAAGUGGUUUGGAACACAAUACAGCAUGGAAGACAUCCAGACAGAGUGGAUGGAGCGCUGGAUGGGAAAUUUGGAGCUGAACAGUGAGCUUCACCUUCCAGAAGAGAACAAGUUCAUUGCCACUGACUUCACCCUAAAGGCUUCUGACUGCCCCGACACGGACUUCCCAGUGCGGAUCGCAGACAGCGAGAGAGGCUGCCUGUGGUACAGGAAGGACAAUAAAUUCAAAGCACUAAAAGCCUACAUCAGAUUCCACCUAAUCUCUCCUGUAAUCCAGCAGUCUGCUAAGAACGUGGUUCUGUUUGACCUGCUGGUCAACAUCCUUUGCCACAAUCUGGCCGAGCCCGCCUAUGAGGCCGAGGUAGCCCAGCUGGAGUACAAACUGGUCUCCGGAGAGCACGGGCUGGUGAUCAAGGUCAAAGGAUUUAACGACAAACUCCCCCUGCUGUUUCACCUGAUCGUUGAUCACCUGGCUGAUUUCCAUGCUCCGCCGGACGUCUUCAGCAUGUUCACCGAGCAGCUCAAGAAGACCUACUUCAACAUCCUCAUCAAGCCUGACAAGCUGGGCAAGGACGUACGCUUGUUAAUCCUGGAGCACUCCCGCUGGUCCAUGGUGGACAAGUACCAGGCGCUCAUUGCCGGACUGACCAGCCAGGAGCUGAUGGACUUCAGCCGGAGGUUCAAGGCCGAGCUGUAUGCAGAGGGGCUGGUGCAGGGUAACUUUAGCAGCGCUGAGUCAGUGGGCUUCCUGCAGUACGUGACAGACAAGUUGCAAUUCUCCAAGCUGCCAGUGGAGGUGCCGGUGAUGUUCAGGGUGGUUGAGCUCCCCCCUCAGCACCACAUUUGUAAAGUCAAGUCGCUGAAUAAGGGAGAUGCCAACUCUGAGGUCACAGUUUACUACCAGUCUGGGCCCAAAGCCUUGCGGGAGCAUACUCUGAUGGAACUCUUAGUGAUGCACAUGGAGGAGCCUUGUUUUGACUUCCUACGCACCAAAGAGACUCUGGGGUAUCACGUCUACCCCACCUGCAGAAACACUUCUGGUGUUCUGGGUUUCUCCAUCACCGUGGAGACUCAGGCCUCCAAGUUCAACACAGAGCUGGUGGAGCUGAAAAUUGAAGAGUUCCUCACUUCGUUUGGGGAGACAACACUUGGUGCGCUGACUGAGGACGCCUUUACUACGCAGGUGACUGCACUAGUGAAGCUGAAGGAAUGUGAGGACACACACCUUGGCGAGGAGGUGGACAGGAACUGGACUGAGGUGGUGACACAGCAGUAUGUGUUUGACCGACUCAGCAGAGAGGUGGAGGCUCUGAAGCAGAUGAGCCGUGACGAGCUGCUCUCCUGGUUCCGAGAGCACCGAGAAACCAACAGUCGCAAACUCAGUGUGCACGUGGUGGGAUUCGGCGUGGAGGAGAACGACAAGGAGAUUGCUGACGACGACAACCAAGAAGAAGGCCAAGGGGAGGGUCCAAGCAGCUCUGCAUACGGGGAGGUGUCCAAACUGACCUUCCUCCAGCCCUCGCCCAAGAUGGCAGGCGCCACAGCCAUCAUGGACGUCCCCACUUUCACUCGGGGCCUCUCCCUCUUCCCUUAUCAUAAAAUACUCAACUGAGACACCAGCGCUCUUGUCGGAGCGGAAUGUUACACGUUUUAAAAAGAAAAACGAGUCACGUGAAAGCUGCUGAGCUCACAGCUCAGAGACGUGCUUUGGAGCGGGGUGGUGUGACAAUUUGGAGCGGAGCCGUGUGCACUCGCUAUUAGCUGACCUGCUUUUUGCUGUGGAAAGGAAUCGUGUAAAGGAAUAAUUUAAUGAGUGAUGAGUGAAAGUGCGUGACUUAAUAAAAAGAAUCACAUUUCCACUCAGCGUUUCCUUCUGCAACUGCCGGUAAAGGUGGAGAAACAGGAUUUAUUUUUACUUUUUUUCUGUGUAACUUCCUGUGUGCUCUUUUUUAGAUUGU